This is a messenger RNA of Podospora anserina S mat+, 390 nucleotides long. RefSeq lists its product as uncharacterized. The transcript has a single exon. Bases 1 to 390 code for a protein of 129 amino acids. The record is from RefSeq and is a predicted model, not a curated record. NCBI's taxonomy places the organism in Eukaryota, Fungi, Ascomycota, Sordariomycetes, Sordariales, Podosporaceae.
AUGGUCAGCGCCAAGUACCUCCUCCUCGCACCUACCAGCUGCCUCACCGUUACCGCCAACGGCAGCGUCUGGUGGCAUACUUGCGGGUUAGUGUCAUCUUAUUCUAUGACCUCAUCAAGAAUGCCUCUACUAACAGUGUUCUUAGCAACUGCAAGUGUCCCCACACUGGCUCUUACGAGGGUUUCAGUGGUACCAGCCCCUGCAUCAGGCUCGACAGCUCCAUCCGCUCGAUCGGGCUCACCCACGUCGGCACCAAGUCGACCACUUGCAGCAUCUUCUCUGACAACAAGCUGCCAAGACCAGAGGCAGAGCGUAGGCUCCAGUGGGACGUACGCUUGCACGGCGUUCAACCAGAACUCGGGGAGCAUGAGGUGCUACUACAAUGUCUAA